Molecule: messenger RNA, 2227 nt
Organism: Alternaria rosae
Lineage: Eukaryota; Fungi; Ascomycota; Dothideomycetes; Pleosporales; Pleosporaceae
Exons: 5
Coding region: 331-1872 (513 amino acids)
Biological process (GO): regulation of transcription by RNA polymerase II
Molecular function (GO): zinc ion binding; DNA-binding transcription activator activity, RNA polymerase II-specific
Source: RefSeq, a predicted model, not a curated record
GUCGACGACAACCGCACUACAAGCCGGAGACUAUAUCUAUCUCGUUACGAACUCCGGAAAGCGAAUGCGAGCUGUGCCGCGGCUGUCGACAAGAUCGAUCCGGCAUCGUCUGAAGCGAACUGGGCAUAGUGUGGGAUCAUCCUUGUGCGCGAAGAUUCUCCCGACCCACCAUCGGCAGCAUCGUCCACACGUACCUCACCUUCGCAUUCGCAUUGUUCCCUCAUCCUGCGGCUUGAAACCGCGAGACGGUCCGUUGCGACGAUAGCCUGAUCGGUUGGUCACACUGUCGAGGCCCAAAGCUUUGGUCUCGGGUCACGGUAGUUCGCUGCAAUGCCGCGCCUCGGCCACAAAAAGUCCAGACUAGGCUGCCAGCAAUGUAAAGCCCGCCAUGUAAAGUGUGAUGAACUCAAGCCGUGUACCAACUGCGCCCGCCAUGGCGUUCCGUGUAGCCUCGUCGUAUGGGAUCCCAGCGCAUCCCAGUCAGCUCAUUCGGCAUCUUCCGCAUCGUCUGCAUCACGACGUACGAAUCAGUCACCGCUCGAACGAUCUAUACCUGGCUCAUCGGCAUCGUCUGCCCACGUGGCCUACCCGCGCAACCCGUCGACCGCAGCCGGAGCGAGGGCCGUCUCGACUAUUUCGGAAGAGGAUUCUUCCGACUCGCAGUCGGACGCAUACCCUUUCUUGACUAGAUAUAUACACAGAAAUCAACCGAGUCAGUCGUCACUAUGGCUGCGGGACUUGGAGCUCUUACACCACUGGACAACAGAGGCAUUUGAUACCCUGUCUCAGCGACCUACUAUUCGGCAUAUGUGGAGAGUUGAGGCUCCCAAACAAGCCAACUCGCAUGACUUUUUCAUGCAUGAAAUUUUGGCCUUUGCGGCGCUACAUAAAGCAUAUCAACAACCCCAAGAUCAACGGCAACCAUACUAUGCUUGUGGUAUCCAUCAUCAGGAUCUUGCCAUUCGGGGAGUUCGAGAGAAGCUUCAAAACGUAACAGACGAAGAUGCCCCGGCGAUCGUAGCUACGUCGACGCUCCUCACUUUUAGUGUGUUUGCUUCAACUGGAUUCGAGGCUCAGACACCCGCUACUGCACCUGCCAACGACAUUGAUAGUCUCGUCAAUGCCUUCCACCUCAUGCAAGGUAUGGGCCACGUUCUCGCGCUGGCUCAGAUGGCAGUGAGGGACUCUUUUCUUGGCCCGAUAUUGAGAGAUCCGUUGGAACCCACUGCAACGCAGCCCGUGCUGCUAGAGUUGCAAAAUCACUUACCAGCACUAAUUGCAUUCAUUGAAGGGAAUAGUGAUCUGUCAGAGGGUGAACGAAAGCUCUAUCUCGCUACCAUUUCGUUAUUCGAUCCCGCCUUCCAAAUAUCGUUGCCCGCUCGAGUCGACAACCGGGAGCUACGUUUCCUUUUCUUUUGGCCUCUGCAGUUAGGGCCAGAAUUUAUGGAAGCUAUUCAACAGCGAAGGUCUGGCGCGGUUGUAAUUCUCAUGUACUACGCUACUAUAUUCCAUGCAGCUGAAACGCGAUACUGGUUCAUGGAGGGCUGGGGACAACGGGUGACGAAGGCAUGUCAUCAGGUCCUUGACCAGAGCUGGGCGCCCAUUGUUCAGUGGCCUCUGUCUUUUCUCGAACAGGGAAGCUCGUGGGACUUGUUCGCAAAUGUUAUAAAUCGGGCACAAGUUCCUGGGUCAGGAUCAUCAGCUUCUCAGCAGCCAUCGGCAGAAACAACACCCCUGAGGGAGACUCCGGCAUUCGGAUCUUCAACGUCCGGCGCCGAGCCAUCGCAAUCUUACUCUAUCCAGCGACGAGGCUCGAAGUACGCCGUUCAGAUGGGUGCUGCAGAGGACGAACAAGUUCCGGGAGAAGACUAAUACCGAGCUUGGCCUCAUGGCCAGACCUCUCACCACGGCCCGGCAAGCUCGCAGCUGACACCAUAGCACACGAGUGUGGCGCGAUCUAUUAUACAUAAUCACGAUGUUGGCACAUAAUGGACCUGCAGUUUUCUAGCGGCAGUAUAGCCUCGGGUCGAUCCCAUCAUCCCAAUUGAGUGGUACCGCCGGGACGGUACCCGCAUUAGCAGCGGCUGCUGGCCGCGCACCAUGGCCGGCAGUACAACGAGAUCCACGGCCAAUGAAUAAUAAAUUGCGGCGUAGUUGUUGCAAUCCCGAUCACUUCACAACCUUUGAGCAACGUCAUUGUGAGCUGAUGCCUGUGGCGUGAAGACGA